UAUUGUAAUGGUGAUAAGUCACCAAAUGUAUUCUUUUAAUAAAACAAAUUACACUUGCAGUACCUAUUUUACAAUUGACCAUUUCUUUUUUCCUAAAAUUACUUUACAUUCUGAAACGAGAUGUUAAUAAAACGGUGUCGACGGCAGUCUUGAUAAGUUCUGCCGGGACUACUUUUUUUAGAACUGAACUAUUUGACCUGAUUUGAACUAUUGAUCUGACCUGUAUCGAGAUCAAUCUAUCGAUACAAAUGUCAACAAUGCGGGGGUGGCAGUUUAAAUUAUUAAAAAAACUUAUAGUGAAUAUCAAAAUCACAGUAAAAUUAAUAAAAAAAAUUGAUUGAUUAAAUGCACAUAUUAUAUACACUCUACAUUGAACGUUCCAUUUUAAAUAAAAAAUGGCAAAAACAAAUCUACAGCAACACAACAACCCCCUUUCUAACAAGUCUAAAGUCUUAUUUUCGUCUGCUAAAACAAAACAAAACAAAACAAACAUACAAAAUGGCUACUGAGAAAGAUGAUGCUUUUGAAGACCAAUCAAACAGACAUUUUUUACAUCAAUUUGGGGGAAAUUCAGCACAUGAAAGUCAAAGUCAAAGUGAUGAUGCAAUAUGGGAAUCAGAAGAAGACACAAAUGAACUCUUAAGUGAAAUGGAUAGCCCAUGCUGUAAUUAUUGGGACUUUUCAAAACCUAGAUCAGUUGAGCGGUAUAAAAAUCUCCCGGUAAACAUCCAAUCCAAUCAAAUUACACAAAAACAACAAGAUGAUAAUGUACACUUAGAAAAAGAAAAUGAAUAUAUCGCAGCAAAAAAUGUAAACAAAAAACAAGCAACCACUACAUCAACAGACCAUCAAAGAUUCAGAGAUGUGACAGACGCUGAAUUAGAAUCAUUCAUAAAAGAACAAGAAAGCAAAAAUACCAGCAGAAAAACCAAAUCUGAUCUCAACAUCUUUCAAUCUUAUUUGAAAACUAAACAUAAUGAUACCAGAAAAAUUGAUGAAAUCCCUCCACAUGAACUGGACCGCUUAUUAGGUUUCUUUUUUAUGAGUGCCACAAAAGAAAAACAAACCAAUGGCACAAUGGAGUACGAACCAACAUCGUUGAAAUCCAUCCAACAAAGUAUCAGUCGGUAUCUAAAAGACAGCAACUACCAAUGCAACAUUAUUACGGAUGAUGAAUUUUAUAAAAGCAGACAAACGUUGAGUGCAAAAUUUAAAAAUUUGAAGUCUCUUGGAUUGGGAAAUAAACCAAAUGCUGCUGACCCGUUAACAGACGAUGACAUUAAUAAGUUCUACUCUAAAAAUAUAAUGGGUGCAACAAGUCCGCGCUCUCUAAUGAAUACAAUAUAUAUAAAUAACAACUACCACUUCGGUCUACGGGGGGUUACAGAACAUUACAAUUUAUGUUGGGGUAACAUAACAUUGAAGGUGGACACAAAUGGAGAUGAAUAUCUCCAGUAUUGUCGCGAACGUCAAACAAAAACAAGACAGGGUGACAACCUUUCCAAUUUACGGAAGACAGGACCAAUUGCAAUGGAGAAUAAAAAUGACCACUCUAGAUGUCCAGUAUUCGCAUACAAACUUUACAGACAGAAAAGACCAGAAACAAUGAAAAAAGAUGAUUCCCCAUUUUAUAUACAAGCCACAACAUUCCAAAUCGAUAAUUAUGGCACAAAAUUACUGUGGUAUAAAGGUCAAAGGCUCGGUACAAAAUCAAUUUCAAAAAUAAUAAAAAAUAUGGCAAUCGAAGCACUGCCUAAUAAUGACAAGAGGCUCACAGGUCACAGCGCAAGGAAAGGGUCGAUACAAAAACAAAAAGAUGCAGGAGUGCAGGACACUGAAAUUGUUCAAAGGACUGGACAUAAAAAUGUGAACAGUCUCUUAUCAUAUUCAAAAACUAGCUUAGAGCAGCAGAAAAAAACUUCAUUGAUGUUAUCAACAAAUAAUCCAAAAAUAUCAAACAGUAAAACACAUACUAUUACUAAACCUGUAGAAACAAUAACACAGUCUCAGUCAGCAGAAAUUAUUAGUAACAGUAACAGUAAUCAGUCGAUCUAUCAUGGGAAUUUUAAUUUUCCUAACGUGCAUCCUGCAAUGAGUGGUCUUUUUACAAAUGCAACUUUUCAUGGUGGACAUUUUAACUUUACUUUUAACAAUGGAACAUCAUCCGAUCAGCAACCCUCUAAUAAGAACAACUUGAACAAAGUGAACAAACGAAAACGUACUUGUAUUAUUGACAGUGAUAGUGAUAGCGAUAACUAA
Messenger RNA from Mytilus trossulus (common blue mussel), 2259 nucleotides. RefSeq lists its product as uncharacterized. Lineage: Eukaryota; Metazoa; Mollusca; Bivalvia; Mytilida; Mytilidae. Gene Ontology annotation, biological process: DNA integration; DNA recombination. The transcript has a single exon. Gene Ontology annotation, molecular function: DNA binding. The coding region runs from base 346 to 2259 and encodes 637 amino acids. The record is from RefSeq and is a predicted model, not a curated record.